Aethalodelphis obliquidens (Pacific white-sided dolphin) is the source of this 2703-nucleotide messenger RNA. RefSeq names its product myb-related transcription factor, partner of profilin-like. Lineage: Eukaryota; Metazoa; Chordata; Mammalia; Artiodactyla; Delphinidae. Gene Ontology annotation, cellular component: nucleus. The coding region runs from base 227 to 1099 and encodes 290 amino acids. The transcript has 3 exons. The record is from RefSeq and is a predicted model, not a curated record.
AGGUAGAUGCUUCUGGUUUCUGUCGAGCAGAAGCCAAGGAUGCUGAUGAAGAUCCUGCAUUGUCCAGGAUGCCCCCUCCCCCACCAACAAAGAAUUUCCUGAUCCCACAUGGAACGUGGUGCCCCUGGCUGAGCGUAAGAGGAAGCCCAAGUUCUCCAAGGAGGAGCUGGACAUUCUGGUCACGGAGGUGACCCACCACGAAGCAGUUCUCUUUGGGAGGGAGACCAUGCGGCUGUCCCAUGCCGACAGGGACAAGAUUUGGGAAGGCAUAGCUCGGAAAAUCACCUCCGUCAGCCAGGUCCCCCGCUCCGUCAAGGACAUUAAGCACAGAUGGGAUGACAUGAAACGGAGGACCAAGGACAAGCUGGCCUUCAUGCAGAAGUCCCUGUCGGGCCCAGGGGCCGGGGGCCGGGCCCCCGCCAUCGUGCUCACUGCCCACGAGAGGGCCAUCGAGUCAGCGCUGCUCACAGCCCGGUCCGGGCGCGGCUUCCCCAGGGUGGAACUGGAUGGUACCGACAGCCCUUCGACCAGCUAUGAUGAAGAUGAGGAGACGCCCGGGCCCUCGAGGCAGCCCCUCCGGGGGCCCCUGCAGCCGUCGCCAGAGGAAGAGGCCUGCCUGGCCAGGCCCACCCUGCUCCUCUCUUCUUCCUCCUCUGACCAGUCCGAGACAGUGGGCCGCAAGCCCGAGGCCCUGCCCCGGCCCUCGCCUCAGGCCCAGGCCACCUGCAGGGCCCCUCGGCCGCACCCCGGCCCACCCAGCACAGGCCUAGACUGGCAGCUGUUCCACACCCACACCCAGCAGACUGAGGUGUUUCGGCAGUUCUGCCAGGAGCUGGUGACCGUGCACCGGGACAUGGCAAGCGGCAUGCAGGCCAUCGGCCAGGCCAUGGCCGAGCUGACCAGCCGUGUCAGCCAGAUGUGCCAGACGCUGACAGAGAUCCGGGAUGGGGUCCAGGCAUCUCAGCGGGGGCCUGACGGGGCAGCGCCCGCAGGCUCCACCCCCCGGGCCGAGGCUCCCCCAGCGGAGCCCCCAGAGGCGCCCCCAGCGCCGGCCCACGCACGGACUACCAGGUCUCGGAAGAGAAAGCACAGUUUCUGAGCCGGCCAGUCUGCGCUGGGAGGAAGAGAGAUGGAGGAGGGGUGUCUGGCCCUGAGACAGGGGCCAGCCUCUUGUGUCCAAGAUCGAAGACGCUUGUAGGGUGUUGGGGGGACUGUCAUCUCCUCACUGCGUACAGGUUGGCUGCCCUGGGCUCAGCCCUACUCCCUCAUCUUUGGCAGGUGCUCAAGAUGCAGGAGAAGCUGCCUGCCUGAUGCUUGCUUGGCCUGAGGGUCGGCCUCCUCCUGGUCUGCACCCCACAGCAGCAGGCCUUGCAGGGAAAGGGGGAGCGAGAGUGGGGGGCAUCCGAAUGGAAUCCCGUUCUCCGUCCUCAGGGCUGCCGCAUCAGCCUCCCUGGCCCUGAGGCUGCUGCUUUCGAGGAGGGUGAGGCCUGAGAAUGGGCAAGCAGAGCUCAGCCCUUCCAGGAGGGGUCUGUCCUCCCCUCCCCCAGGGCUCUGAGCCCCGGUGGGUGGCGCCCCAGCCUUGGCCUUCCGCUUGCCCUCGCUCGUGUGCUCAGCUGCCAUGCUUGCCUUUUGUGGAGCUGGGAGAAGAGGGGGGUGACGUCGGAGGAAGGGGAAGACUACCUGGCAUUCUUAGAGCACUUUAUGUUUCUCCCUGCGCUCGCAGACGUGUGAUCUCAGUGGGUCCUCAGGACAGUGCGCGAGGCAGCCACGUCGGGUACUGUGAUCAGCUUUAUUACCAUCGUCAUCUGCAUUUCAUACACAUGAAACAGUAGUCGGUCGCGGGGCCAGGACUGGAAGCCAGGUCUGUGGAUUUUUCCAGCUCCCCUGUCAGAGACCAGAUGUGGGACUUGGGAGGGGGGUUGCUCCUGCCCCUGCCCAGCUCUUCGGGGUUUCAGUGGGAGGCCACAGCAGCGUUCAGGGCGCGAGUCCACCCCACCCCGCCCCGGCACGAAGGCUGGCAGCCAGUGGCUGGGGAGAAGUCGGGCCUAGGUCUCGGGAUCCAGAAGGCGACCCCUCCUCUGGCCCCUCCCAAGCCCAGCAGGGCUCCUGUCCCGUUCCAGGUCCCAGCAUGCCUUGCCUCUGCUUGCUUGGGCUGCGUAUGCAUUAGCUACACACAUCUCGAAGCUUCGUGUUUGGGUUUGGAGUGUGGGGAGAGAGCCCGGUUCUUAGAGUUAGGUCGGGAGGCGGGGAGUGGCGGAUGCAAGCUCAGCUCUGACGUGGGUGCAGCUCAGCUGUGUGUCCUCUUUGCUCCCUGGCCUGAGGCUGACUCAUAUCCCAACCCUCCAUCCUGCCACACCUGCCCCCUAGAGCCAGAGUUGGGUGGGGGCUGGGAGGACUGCUAUGCCCAGGGCCUGCUGCCGCCAUUCCUGGAGUCCUGCUUCUCACCCCAGCCCAAGCUUAGCCCCGUGGCGGGAGAAUGGAGGGCAACUGCAACGUCCCUGUGUCCUGGGCUCCUUCUCCCAGCCUGUGGUUCUCUGGGGGUUCCUGCUCCCCCUGUCCGACAGCCCGAUGGCUUGACUAUUGCCUGGCAUUGCCUUGCCCUCCGAUGCUGGAAUCAAAGAUUGCCUUCCCAAGUAUUUUUGUUAAGAUGGCAAUAAAAAGAAAUUGAUCUCACACUUGGAACACACCCGGUCUCCAGGAUCU